AUCGCGGAGAGUCGCGGCGCUCCGGCGGCUGCAGAGCCCGGUGGAACCGAGCGGAGUUGAGGGGCAGAAGCUGCAGCAUCAUCAUGAUCAUCUUGGUCAUCGGUGGACAGGAGCGAGUUUCCGGAGCGUGAAUUUGUCAACUUCACACAGUGUCCCUAACAGCGCAGGACCCUCCAUGGAGAGGGAAGCUGUGCCCACGGGGGUCCCCAUGCACUCGUGGCAAUGUGCUGAUGCAAGGAGGAGGGCCUGGGCUCACAGCCGCGACUCCUGCCAGGUGUCCCACUCCCAGGGGGAAGUCCAGGAUGGGGGGGCCACAGAGGGGAAAACUCCCCUUGCAGAGGAGAUGGGUACAGGGCGGAUCCCAAGUAAGAUCGCCACCUGGCUGCAAGAGUGCAGGACUCCCCUGGGAUCAUCUCUAGAUGAGUCGAACCAGGGUCUGCCCAGAGGAACGGCGAGAAACGGGUGCAGCUUUGAGGAUGAUCUAUCACUGGGAGCCGAGGCCAACUACCUGCAGGCCAGCGGAACUGCGACUCUGUCACCGUGCAGCUUUGGUGGCCUGGCCAAGGAGAAAAGGAGUCAGUUUCAACAAAGGGCCUCAAGCAUGAACUCCACCGGGUCUGGAAGGAGCAACACCACGGUGUCCAGCAUCUCUGAGCUCCUGGACCUGUACGAGGAGGACCCCGAAGAAGUCCUCUACAACCUUGGCUUCGGCAUCGAGGAGCCCGACAUUGCCUCUAAAGUACCGGCUCGCUUCUUCAGCUCCGCCUCCAAUGCCAAGGGAAUUGACAUGAAGGUGUAUCUGGGAGCCCAGCUGAAGCGCAUGGAGCUAGAAAACCCUAGCUAUGCCCUGACCAGCCGCUUCCGGCAGAUCGAGGUUCUGACCACAGUGGCGAACGCCUUCAGCGUCCUCUACUCCCAGGUGUCGGGGGCUCCCGUGCAGCAAAUUGGCGGAGGGGGAUCCACAGAGUCCAGAGAGCCGCCGCCGUUGAGGAGGAACAACUCGGCCCUGAACGCGGCCAAGUUGCUGAAGAAGAGCCUCACGAGGCUCAGUUUGCAGAACCCGGCAGAGGAGGGAAGCCAGGCUCAGGUGGCCCCAACCCUGCCUAUAAGGAGCAGCUCUGCCCAAGAGCAGAGGCACCCGCCCUCUCUGGCCACUGUGACGGAGGAGGCCCUCCCCAGCAGGGUUGCUAUGGAGACGGAGGAGGAGCAGGGCAGGGAGCCCGACAGACUGCCAUCCACUGCUCUGGCCAGGGUGCGGUUGGCCCACAUGCUCCCGCAGAAGUGCGACUCAUUCGAGAUGGAAGAGGUACCGCCCACAGAGGUGCAGAGCCUCGAGGGUGAAGCACUGCUGCUGCCAGGAGGCGCUGCGAAGGCCCCCGGCGCAGACUUGCAGAGGAUGGCCAGCCAGCACUCAGACAGCAGCGGAUUUGCAGAGGACCCCCCUGCCGACGGCCUCGCCAGCCCCCUGAAGGUCCAGGACAGCGCCGACAGCUAUGACAGCGAUGCCACGGUGACAUCCGCCACGGUGGGUGAAGCAUCAGCCCUGGCUCUGCAUCACACCACCUUUCCAGGACUGGGGGACGAGGACAUUCUGACUGUGUCCCUUCUAGGAGACUCCCUCCCCCUGUAUCAGGAGGCUUUCUCAGGGAGUAGUAAUACCCACUGGAGCAUGGAACAGGUUAUUACCUUCAACCCCAACCAGACAGUAGACCCUGCUGAGGGUCAAGACUCUGGACCUAUCGCAGAGCCUGGUUCUACAGGUGACUCCUCCCAUACCGAUGAGUUGGGGCCUAUUGCAGAGCGUGGUUCCACAGCUGACUCCUCCCCUCCCAAGGAGCUCAGUUCUGACCCAGUUUGUGGUCCUGCUGUGAUGCAAGACUCCGGGUUUGAGGAGGUGCCCACCGAGCCCAUCCCUGCACGUGCAGUUACCAUUUCUCAGCCGGGGCUCCAGCGGGGCAGGAGGGUGUGGCUGAAGCCCCAGGACCUUCUUGUGCAGGGGCGACGGCAGAGGUUUCCACUCCAGAGGUCACAUUCCUUGCCCACCUCCCUCCUGGGUCCCACCUGUGUGGUUUCCUCCGUCCGCAUCCAGCUCCGUCCAGGCACCACCCGCUGCUGUACCCCACCCUCCUUCUCGUACCGCUACACCCCUGAGGACGAGGAAGCCUCAUCCGUCAGUGGAGAACAGGAAGGAGAGGAAGAAGAGCGAACAUCGUGCCGUUCUGUCCUCCUCGUUAACCGCCCCGCUGCUCCGGAGAGCGGCCCAAGUGUCAUGAUGCAGGAAGGGCGGUACCUUCCCGAGAGACGGCCUGCCCACCCUCUGCAUUUGCCUCCCUACCUGAGCUGUUCUGCCUCCUCACUACAGAGCAGCCCUCCAGAGUGGUCCCAGCGAGUGCCAGGCGAGCACAUGCGAGAUUGGAGUUCCUUCAGUGUGCCAAACUUGCAAGCGCACAGCGCCCCCAGCAGCUCGGUCUGUAACUGCCACAGCUCCACCCAACCCAAACAGUAUCCACUUCACAUCAGCCUCAACGCGCUCCCAGCCCAGCAAAUUGCUGCACAUAACAGCCAGCACGGCACCCCCUAUGUCAACAACCAACAACGCACCCCCCACAGCAGCAGUCUCCACAGUGUCCCCUACAGCUUCUCCUGCAGUAAUCUUCAGAGUGCCCCAUUCAACCCCCCCUGCGAUAACCUGCACGGCGCCCCCUGCAGCUCCUCUUGCAGUAACCUCCACAGCGUUCCCUCCAGCUGUCCUUGGAGCCAUGUCCAGAAUGUUCCACUUUCUGGCCCCCACCUCUGGGAAGACUCCACCUCACGGCGCAGCACUGAGCUGCAGCUGCAGGAGAUCCUGCAAGAGAUCCGGGCCUCAGUGCAGCACCUGUCCCAGUUAGGCUUGGAGGAGGCCAGUGUCCAGAGGCCACCGAUGUCCAUGACUCAGCUCAACGUCCAGGAGCUGCAGGCCACUAGGAGGGCCCUCUCUGCUUUCCGCAGCCACAUGACUGAGUUGGAGGUGGAUCUGGUCAGGCAGCAGGCCUUUGUGUACCAGCACCUCAGCGUGGAGGAGAGGCAGGAAGUGGUGCAGCUGCAGCAGCUGCGCAGUUCUGUCCGGCAGGAGCUGCAGGAGCUGGAGCUGCAGUUGGAGGGCCGUCUGCUUGCCCUGGAUGAACAUCUGCGUCCUUCUCACCACAUAGGCCUCUGCCGCCAUCGCCCUGCGAGUCUACAGUGGUGUCAGAGCACAGACAGCUUGUUCAGCACAUCAGCCGUCAAUGCAAUGGAGACAGUGUCUGAGCUCCUUAGAGAGCAAGUACACCUGAAGGAGGAGCUGGGUUUUGAAGGUGGGGUAAGUGCUGAUGCACCCCUUGGCUCCACCCUUUCUUCUCGGUCCACCAGUCCUUUGAGGCCUUCCAGGAACCUGAGUUUGACCCUGGAACCAUGCACCCAUGCUCCACCCCCAAAGAGGUUCUACUCUUCAGCACAGCCCCCAAUCUACCGGGCUUCCAUGUUCCUGACUCCUGUACCGCCACCCCGGUCGGGUCCGGCCGUGCCUGCAGGUGGCACGCUGGCCUUGGCCGCUACAGUGGACGGUCUUGAGCAGGGAGCGGUAGGAGGGGAUUCAACAGGCAGUGGCACCCUGGAGAUGCUCAUCAAGGAGAUCAAGGAGAGCAUCACAGUCCAAGUGCGCCAGGAGAUCGUCAAUGAGCUCUUGUCUGCAGUGUCUCCAAGAAGAUGUGCAAUGAUAGCAAGAAAGGACACAUCAUGAGCUUGCUGGAAUCCAUGUCUCCUUGACUCUCCUGAGUAUCUCUGUCUUCGUCUUCACACGUUGCUCAGAGCGCAGCCCAGGGACAUGUAGAAGCAGGUCCUUGUGAAGAUGUGUGAGAAGGAAGGAAAGGGCUGCAGUUUCUGCCUGUGCACUGAUUCAUGGGGGGAAACUGCUGUUGUACAAGCUGAGGGCUCAGUGCAGGAUGGUUUUUUUUUUUUUUUUUUUCCCCCUCUCCUCUCCUUUUUGGUUUGCGAGUUAUUCUUGAGGGGGGAAAUGUCCUUUACUCGGCUUUACAGUUGCAAGACCCAGUGAAGAACGGUCUUCCAGUGAAGGGGCACACGAUUUGCGCUGUCCUCUCCACGUCCACCUGCCCUGCCCUGCCCUGCUGUUUCAUGUCUGUCCACCUGUCUAGCAUCAUGUUUCAGAUCAUCUCUUGUCAUUAAUUAAUGAGAAACUUGGGCAUUUUUAAAUCUUUGAAGUAAUUCUGGUUGAGUCAUAUUUGCUGUAAUUUGGGUACCUUAGGGAAGAUGUAUAAAACAUA
Messenger RNA from Scleropages formosus (Asian bonytongue), 4298 nucleotides. RefSeq names its product protein ITPRID2-like. NCBI's taxonomy places the organism in Eukaryota, Metazoa, Chordata, Actinopteri, Osteoglossiformes, Osteoglossidae. The transcript has 19 exons. Bases 176 to 3757 code for a protein of 1193 amino acids. The record is from RefSeq and is a predicted model, not a curated record. Gene Ontology annotation, molecular function: signaling receptor binding.